AAAAGUUUAUUUUUUUUAAAAAAAAAAAUGGCAAUUCCUAAAAAUAUUAUUCUUGUUAUUAUUGUUUUUGUAGCAACUUUAUUCUCUAUAGUUUUGGCUACACCAGGGACUGCAACAUUUUAUACUAACUAUGUUCCAUCGGCGUGUUAUGGAAGUACACCUCAAGGUACUAUAAUAGCAGCAGCUAGUGAUUUUUUAUGGGAUGAUGGAAAAAUAUGUGGAAAAAUAUUUAAUGUUACAUGUACUGGACCAACAAAUCCUGUGCCACACCCUUGUACUGGCAAGAGUAUGGUUGUGAAAAUUGUGGAUCAUUGUCCUGGAUGUGGUGGAACCCUAGAUCUAUCUAAAGAAGUUUUUUCGACUAUCGCGAAUCCUAUAGCUGGUGUUAUCAAGAUCGAUUACGUUCAGAUUUAAUAAAGGACAUCAAGAAAUUAAGUUUAUAGUA
This is a messenger RNA of Solanum pennellii, 445 nucleotides long. RefSeq names its product putative EG45-like domain containing protein 1. Gene Ontology annotation, biological process: systemic acquired resistance. NCBI's taxonomy places the organism in Eukaryota, Viridiplantae, Streptophyta, Magnoliopsida, Solanales, Solanaceae. Gene Ontology annotation, cellular component: apoplast; cell wall. The transcript has 3 exons. The coding region runs from base 28 to 414 and encodes 128 amino acids. The record is from RefSeq and is a predicted model, not a curated record.